AUGUCAGGUUCCAACACCACCAACUUCACCAACUCCUCCAUCUUCAUCCUGCUGGGCAUCCCUGGCCUGGAGUCAGUCUAUGUCUGGAUCUCCAUCCCCUUCUGCACCAUGUACAUCAUUGCUGUCUUGGGGAACUUCACCAUCCUCUUCAUUGUGAAGAAGGAGACGAGCCUCCAUGGUCCCAUGUACUAUUUCCUCUGCAUGCUGGCCGUCACCGACAUGGUUCUACCCACGUCCAUCCUGCCUAAAACGUUGGCGAUCUUCUGGUUCAAUUCCAGGGAGAUUGAUUUCAGUGCCUGCCUCACCCAGCUGUACUUCAUUCACUGCUUCUCAGUGAUGGAGUCAGGGAUCUUCGUGGCCAUGGCGUUUGAUCGCUACGUGGCCAUCUGCCAUCCCCUGAGACAUUCCACCAUCCUGACAAAUCAUGUUGUGUCCCUGAUUGGUGUGGCCAUCGCGUUGCGCGGUGGUGUGCUUGUUAUGGUCCAUCCGCUCCUGGCGAGGAGUCGGCCCUAUUGCAGAACCAACAUCAUCCCCCACUCAUUCUGCGAGCACAUGGCCGUGGUGAAGCUGGCCUGCGCUGACAUCCGCGUCAGUAGCUACUACGGCCUCUUUGUGGUGUUCUGUGUGCUUGGUCUGGAUGUGUUUUUUAUCUCUGUGUCCUAUUCCCAGAUCCUCAGGGCCAUCUUCAGCCUCCCCACAAAGGAUGCCCGGCUCAAGACUUUUGGGACCUGCAGCUCCCACCUGUGCUCCAUCUUAGCCUUUUAUAUCCCGGCCAUCUUCUCCUCCCUCAUGUACCGGUUUGGGCAAAAUGUAGCCCUGCAUUUCCACAUUCUCAUUGCUAAUAUGUACCUCCUGUUGCCCCCCAUGCUGAACCCCAUCAUCUAUGGGGCGAGGACCAAACAGAUAAGGGGCAGUUUGCUCCAGCUCUUUACUUAUAAAAGGACCUAA
Molecule: messenger RNA, 948 nt
Organism: Pelodiscus sinensis (Chinese soft-shelled turtle)
Lineage: Eukaryota; Metazoa; Chordata; Testudines; Trionychidae
Product: olfactory receptor 52M1-like
Biological process (GO): G protein-coupled receptor signaling pathway
Cellular component (GO): plasma membrane
Molecular function (GO): olfactory receptor activity; G protein-coupled receptor activity
Source: RefSeq, a predicted model, not a curated record